GGUUAAGGCUGACGCCAAUCACGUCCUGGUUCCCGCCGGCUGCCGGAGCCGGAAGCAGAGGCGCGCACGGGAGGUGGUGCUGGUUCCUCGGGCUGGCCCCAGGGCCGCAGUGGGGCUUUGUCCUGGGGGUGCUGUGCCUGAGCUAAAGGAGCUAGCUCCUGGUGCAGUUGGCAGAGUGGAAUGGCUGUGAGAGCUUGUGGCUUGAUCAUCUACAGGAGGCUGCAGCCAGCAGCAUGCUCUAAGGUCACUGACUGCAUCGAGUACCUCCUGCUUCAGACAUCCUAUGGGACCCACCACUGGACCCCGCCCAAAGGCCACGUGGACCCUGGGGAGGAUGACCUGCAGACAGCCUUCCGGGAAACACAGGAGGAGGCUGGUCUGCAGGCCAGCCAGCUCACUCUCAUCGAGGGCUACAAGAAAGAGCUGCACUACCCUGUCCAUGGCAAGCCUAAGACUGUCGUGUACUGGCUGGCAGAACUGAAGGACUGCAACACAGAAAUCAAGCUGUCAGAGGAGCACCAAGCUUUCCAGUGGCUGAAGCUGGAGGAUGCCUGCAAAUUUGCAGAAUAUGAGGACAUGCAAGCAGUGCUGAAAGAAGUGCAUCAAUUUCUCUGCUCCAGAGAAUAAGUGUUUUUGUGAAGUAUAAGGGGAUUUCUUGAGGAGACAGGUCCACACACGUGUGUCUGGAACUUGUUGUGUUGGUUUUCUGGGCCUCUGAGCUGCUGUCUGGGCAGCAGCACAGAUGGUUUCAUCUGCCAGCGUCUUCCACCUGCUGAACUUGUCCUUCUCCCUGGAGACAAAGACCUUGUGGCCCCCCUCCUUCGUGCCAAGGUGGAAGCCCAAGCUCUGCAGAGUCAAGUGUCCCUUCUUGCUGCAGGACCAUGCCUGGUGUUCCCGAUCUGCACAGGGCUCCAGCUUGACUAGACUGUCCUGGUGCAUCCUGUGGGCCGACAGGCAGUACUUGGUGUGCAGGCUGAUGAUGGUGCCUGAGUCGGGGUCCCAGGCCCAGCGCUGCUGCUGGGAGUGCUCCUUGCAGCUGGCCAGGCUGAUGCUGUGGGUCUCAUGGGAGGCACAGAUGCACUUUUCCAGACGGGUGUUCUUUAUGAGGAAGCCUUGUCCCUCUGCUACUGCUGUACAAUCAGAGCACGGUUUAGUACUGUGCACAUCUGAAGAAAACACAUCUCCUUGUAAAUACCCUGGGGGAGGUAAGAUGUAACCCACCAGUCCUUUCCUGGAUGGGUAUGCCUGGAUAAAUAGUUGCCACAGCUUCCUAAUUUCUUGGAAUGAUAUUUCUUUGAAAAGAAUGAGGGUGCAAAUAGCCAUGAGCAAUGCUGGAGGAAAAUAGCAGUUAUGUAACUAAGGAGCUAAUGAGGAAAAACAUCCUUUCAAUUUGAAUGAUUAUAUCAAAUAUCUGCCUCUCUCUCUCUCUCUCUCUCUCUCUCUCUCUCUCUCUCUCUUUCUCUCUCUCUCUCUCUCUCUCUCUAUAUAUAUAUAUAUAUAUAUGUAUUCAAUUCAGUACUUCAAUUGUUUUAACUAUGUAGCCAUCCUUCCAUCCCUCCAAAUGAAUUAGAUUAGAUAGUUUAAGGGAUCUUUUGCCCCUGUCCUGGUCAAAUCUUUAUUAUAAAAGAGCAGUUGACAUCCCCCUCAUGCUGUUCAUGUGGGGCCAACUAGGCCACCUUGGGCUACACUUUCUACUAAGUGGCUUCUGGAGGUAUUAAAGCAGUGCGGGGAUGAAACCAUAUCCCACCAAAAGUGUGUAGGUACUUGGCUGAGGCAGCUCAUGUAAGUAUUGACAUUAUCUUGGAUUUAUCACACUUGACAUUGAUCUGUGCACCAUAGGAACAAAAGUACCAUUUUUAAAAAUCCUUUUGUAAGAGGGAGACAUUGUAGCUGUCCCAUAACAAACACACAAUUUAAAGCAAUUUCUGUAAUUUCUUGCUGCUUUUAAGAGCAACAGGUCCAAACAUCUCAGAUGAUUUAGAUGGAUAUCACAUUAGCUGAAGGAUUGCUAAUGUUUUCAGUAUAACAUCAUCAGGUGUGGCCUGUGAAUUUUCCUGAGCAAAAUGUUAAGUGCUAAACCAUCCACUACUGUUGCAGGUGAACUUUCUGCUGUAUAUUUUAUGCCUAAGAUAGAUGGAUAGAAAUAGAAGUUUCAAAUUUCUGAACAUUCUGAGAAAUCUUUUAAUAACAACACAUUGCAACUCCCAGCUUUUACAGUGAUGUUUUUUCUAUUUUCCCCAGGAGACAGAAUUAUAAAAGCCCCAUCAGCGUAUAGUACUGAGCAUAAAGAGUAAGAGGACACUGAAAAGUUAGGCAAGAACACUGAUUUUUAUCUAAACUAUUUCUGCAGUGUCUCCUCCCAAAUUAAAAACAAAACAAAACAAAACAAACACAACAAACCACAACAAUACUGAGUCAAUACAAGUAUUUGGCUCAGUACCUGAAAAGAUUAGUGACAGUAUAAACAGAAGCUGGUACACAAUAACAACAGUGUAGACAAUAGUUUAAAGGAGCUCUCAUGUUUUUCUCUCAGGAAAUUCUAGGGUUCUGCUAGAUUAAUAAUGCCUUGGGGCCGUUAAAUAAGAAACAGCUCAGGGAUUUCUGCUUAUGAAUGCCUGAGGAGAAGAGCCAGAAACCACAGUGCUUCUCCACCAACUCUGAGAUUGUCUGAUCAAUGUAUCUGCACUGGGAUAUUAAUUUGCAUGGACUUGUGAUAGCCACCAAUCCAGACAAUUCCUGCCGAGCCAAUGUGUCUAAAUGGAAAUUAAAUUUCUGAGCUGUCUGUGGGCAA
Messenger RNA from Lonchura striata (white-rumped munia), 2791 nucleotides. The record is from RefSeq and is a predicted model, not a curated record. Lineage: Eukaryota; Metazoa; Chordata; Aves; Passeriformes; Estrildidae.